This is a messenger RNA of Racocetra fulgida, 2715 nucleotides long. The record is from the annotation of a GenBank genome assembly. NCBI's taxonomy places the organism in Eukaryota, Fungi, Glomeromycota, Glomeromycetes, Diversisporales, Gigasporaceae.
AUGAUACCUCCAACGCCCAAUUUAAACUUUCCGUUAGCUCAAAUAGAAUCUGACGAGGAAAAUUGGGAUGAUGUUGAAAUACCUUCUUCGGGCUUGAUAAUAUCCGAUAAUAUCUCCGAUGCUCAUGAUGAUGAUGUCGGUAAAAUAUUAUCUACUGCUACUGAUGAUAUGUCAGUUGUUGAAGCUAUUAUCGGUGAUUUAAAAAAUUCUUUCUCUAAUAAUGAUUUCUCUGGAACUAUUACAAAGUUAGGUGGUGAAAAUUCUAAAAAAGUUGUAGAUAUGGAUGAUUGGGAUAACGAUAUGGAAAUACCUGAGGCUGGUUUAUCCUUUUGUAUUCCUCCUUCUAAAUCUUCCAGAAAUAAUUAUGUUAGUUGGGAUGAUGAAUUUCUGGAUGUAAAUAACUUUCUUCACUCAACCUCUAGUCUACCCUCUGAUAUCCCUUCUGCUAUACCCUCUAAUAUACCCGAUGAUAUAUUACCCUCUAAUAUUGUAAUUAAGAGAGUUGAUGAUCCUAUUACUAUUUCUCGUCUUUCUUCGGAAAAAGUUGUCGAAAGUGGUACUACUCUUUUUUCGGGUGUUUUAGAUUCAAGAUUAAGUAUUCUUGUUAGUCCUGCUCCAAGUUCUAGUAAUUUCGAAAGUGAAGAUGAAAGUUUUGAUGAUUUACAAAUUCCUGAUACUAUUGAAAGACUUACUUUAUUUCCUCCUCGACAUGUUCAAGAUGGUAAUGCUUUUGAACCUGUUCACAAAAAUAUUGUUCCUCGUUCGGUUCCUACUCAACAAAAAAGACCAAGACGACAAUCUUUUACUAUAGAAUUUACUCCUCCUUCAAUUUCCAAUUCAAUUUCCAAUUCAAUUUCCAAUUCAAUUUCUAAUCCAAUUUCUGAUCCAAUUGCUGAUUCUAUGAAUGUUGAUAUGAAUAUUGAUAUGAAUGUUGAUAUGAAUGUUGAUAUGAAUGUUGAUGUAAAUUUAUCUGAUGUUUUAUCUCAUUCUAAAGAUUCUUCUUUAUCAUCCGAGAAAAGUUCGGCUUCUACAAAUAAUAGUAGUAUUUCGAGGAAUAGUCGAUCUUCACCUUCUUCUUUAUCAAAAAAGUCUCCAAAAAAGAAUUGUAAUCCAUCUUUUGUAACUCCUCCACCUUCUCCAAAUAAGAUAGUGUCACAUUCAAAAAAAGAUACUAAUGUGAUGUCAAAACGUCCAUCUACCGUAUCUCCUAAAACUUCUUCUCCUCCUUUGAAAAAGUGCAAGUCAAAUGUGACUUUAUCAAAAAGUCUUAAUUCAUCAACUUCUAAAGAAAAAGUUUCUUCAAAAUCUAGUACAAAAUCUGUUACAAAGAGUUCUACAACUUCAAAAUCACGUACUAUGUCAACUUCAAAGACUUCAAACUCAAAUGUUACUGGUAGUGUUAAAGAAAAUUUCAAUCCUUCUUUAAAAUCAAAAAAAUCGGUUACUUCUGGCAAGUCUUCUUCGACAACUAAAUCUGUAGAUUCUACAAGACUUUCAAAAGUGGCUUCAUCUCCUUCAUUAAAAUCAAAACCUUCUGGAUCUUCUUCUUUAACGAAACAUUCAAACAUUUCUUCAAUUUCAUUAUCAAGUUCUGCUCCAAUGUCACUUUCUGUAAAGUCAACAGUAAAUAAGACUAAUUCAAAAAAUCAAAAAAAUUGUGGUUCUAAAACUUUACGUAUUAUGCUUAAACCAAAUAAUUCUCAGAAUUAUGGUGAUGGAACUGAGUUGGAUGCAUUUGAUGAUUUACCUGUUUGUAUGGAUAAAGAACGGGCUUAUAAAAAAUAUCCCACUUCUCCAGCUUUUGAUGCUAAUUCUGGCAUUUUGUCAAAUAGAAAAAAUAGUGCUUCUUCGAUUGGAUCAAAAACUUCAACAAGAAGCAACACAGAAUCUCGAACUAAUUCAAAUAAUAGUAAAAAGAAAAUUCGUCAAAGAAAGCCACAUCUGAUUCGUAAUUUGAAUUCUGAAAACAAUACCAAAGUUUUACAAAGAUGGGAUGGUAAUGAAUCAAUUCUCAAAGAUUUUGAUCCAUCUCCACAACGACCUGCCUUAAUAUCAAACAUGAAUCCUCAAUCAACCAACACAAAAUCAUUACAAGUCGUUGGUAAAAUGAUUUUUGAUCCUGAAAAAAUGUGCUGGUUUCAUUCUUCAGCAAAAGACAAUAAUAAUUCUAUGUCUUCUGAAGAAGAAGAAUUAUUAGCUUUAUUUGAUGAUGAAGAAGAAAUUGAGCUCGAGAAUUCUAAAGAAACUGAUGAUCCUGAUGAAUCAAAUAAAUUUAAAUAUCAUACAACUUGUGGUGAAACAUUUGGAAUGAAUAAUGGUGAAAAUGAUGAACUAUUGGAUAGAUUAGCUUCUGCAUCAUUAGUAUUUAGUGAUGGUGAUCAUAAUGAAAUAGUAUAUAGUGCUGAAGGAAGAAGACGUCGUCGAAUCAUUCCAACAGGUGGAAAUGGAAAUGGAAAUAAACAAACAAAUGAUAAUAAUGGUGAUGGAUUUGAUGAUAAUAAUGAAUUUCAAGUUGGUUCCGAAUUUGAUGUGUCAAAAGGUUUUUUGGCUGCUUUGGUGGCUUCGGAACGACAACAUAAAAAAGAAAUGAAUCGUUGGUAUCCAGCUAUCAGAAGUAUUAGAAAUGAACAAAGAUUUGGUUUGAAAGAUAGUAAUAAUAGCCAAAGAGGAUUUUUAUAUGAAAUUAGGAAUCCCGCUAUUGUAUGUUAUAUCUAA